Messenger RNA from Frankliniella occidentalis (western flower thrips), 1660 nucleotides. RefSeq lists its product as uncharacterized. NCBI's taxonomy places the organism in Eukaryota, Metazoa, Arthropoda, Insecta, Thysanoptera, Thripidae. The transcript has 7 exons. The record is from RefSeq and is a predicted model, not a curated record. The coding region runs from base 130 to 1596 and encodes 488 amino acids.
UGUUCCAGGUCACGAGCGGAGUGCGCAGCGCGGAGGACACCAUGACCAGCUAGUGCGCGGCAGACCUCACCGCGACCUCGCCGACCCCCGGCGCCCUCCCCUCCGUGUCCGCCCAGCCGAACCCCAGCCAUGGCGAUGAUCGCCGCCAUCCUGGUGCUCGUCGUGGCCGCCUCGGCGCACGCCGAGCAGCACCGGUUCUCCCUGGCGCCCUCCAACGGCACCUCCCCGACGGCGGCCGUCGCGCCGGCCGAGGCCCCGGCCCUGGUCGUGGACGCGGCCGGCGGCGCGGCCGGCUUCGAGUACAUCGAGGUGGUGCCCACCAACCCUAGGGCCCCCAGCAGACCGACCGAGGGCCCCGACGACGCCAUGGACCCCGCCACCGUGGCGGGCCUGCAGUUCCUGGGCAACGUGUACAACCCCCACCACUGGGCGGAAGGCGUGCUGUCCGAGCCCAGCGCCACCUGCGGGGGAGCGCUCCGGACCUACCUCAACGCCCUGGACAACGGCACCACCUGGGCCGUGCAGAUGACGGACGCGAGUGGCCGCUACUCGUCGCAGUUCUUCUUCGGCAAUGACUUCUGGCUGGGCUCCCACACGCUGUGCGAGGAGAUCUCCUCGCCGUACGCCGUCGACAACCCGCCCUGGGCCGUCACCUUCCACGUCGUGCAGAUCAAGGUGCACCUCGACGCCGUGCUCACGCCGCACCCGCGGGUGCUGCACCUCGGCGUGUGCCUGCCGAGGUCCUGCGACCCUCAGGACAUCACCGCCCUCCUGGAGGCCGCCAGCCGGCCCGCCAAGUCCGCUGCCGCCGCCGCCCCCGCCGUCGGCCCCCGGCCGGCGCCCACCAUGGAGGUGGUGCGGAUCCGCCGCGUGCCCGGGCCGUACGUGCUGCUCGCCGACACCAAGCUCCACAUCCUCGCGGGAGUCUCCGCGGCCAUCGUCAUCCUGAUGUUCGCCGGUGCCGUCCUGGAGGAGGUGACCAACCGCACCGGCCAGCACGGCCGCUCCGACUCGGAGCAGCAGCAGCACCAGCAGCAACAGCAGCAGCAGCAAGGCGGCAGGGCAGGCGGCCAGCAGGAGAUGCAGGAGCGGGCCUCCAAGGGCGGCGCGCUGACCAGCGGCUCGGCGCAUAAGGAGGCUUACAAGCCAGGUGUGAUGGUGCAGAUCGUCCUCGCCUUCUCCCCGCUCUCCAACGGCGCCAAGAUCCUCAACUGCCAGCAGCAGGACGAGGACGCGCUGACGGCGGUGCACGGCCUCCGCUUCUUCUCGCUGGCCUGGGUCAUCCUGGUGCACACGUACCUGCAGGUGUUCGCCAUCGCUGAGAACAAGACGCUGCGGACCGUGACCGAGAGGAACUUCAUGUUCCAGACCGUCAGCAACGCCACCUUCUCUGUCGACACCUUCUUCUUCAUCAGUGGUGUGCUCGCGGCCUUCCUGUACUUCAGGGCGACCUCCAGGACCGCGCUGGAGAGCGGAGGCCCGCCGACCUCCAAGGUGGCCCCACACUCGGGUGCCGUCCACAAGAAGAAGCAAGUGGGCUUCCGGAAGGGGCUCGUCAAGUUCCUCAUCCUCAUCUUCUACCGUUUCGUCAGGUGACAACAAGUUUAAAAUUACGGUUUGGUUUCGUUUUUCUGGAAAUUUUCCCAGGAUUUUUCCUUUG